UGGGACGUGCCAGCCAGACGGAGGCGGCGCUGCUUGUGCUGUGUUCUCCCGCAGUGCAGCAGGACGGUUGCACUUCAGGUCUCUGCCUGUCAGCCCGCUCCAGGACCAGGACCAUGGCACAGCAGGCCCCCAUCGACCCCACCAAGAUGGGCGAGGGUCGCGCCAUUGCUGUUCUGACCUCCGGAGGCGAUGCGCAGGGAAUGAAUGCAGCUGUGAGAGCCACAGUACGAGUGGGACUGUACACUGGAGCCAAGGUUUACUUUGUUCACGAGGGUUACCAGGGUCUGGUGGAUGGAGGCGACCACAUUCGCCCGGCCACGUGGGAGAGUGUGUCGAUGAUGCUGCAGCUGGGUGGGACGGUGAUCGGCAGCGCCCGAUGUCAAGAUUUCCGCACAAAGGAGGGCCGCACGAAGGCUGCCUACAACCUGGUGAAGCUGGGCAUCACCAACCUGUGUGUCAUUGGGGGCGACGGCAGUCUGACAGGCGCCAACCAGUUCCGGACGGAGUGGAAAGAUCUCCUAGCAGAUCUAAUAAAAGACGGAAAAAUCACAGCAACUGAGGCAAAAAGUUCCUCCCACCUCAACAUUGUUGGCAUGGUGGGCUCUAUUGACAACGACUUCUGUGGAACUGACAUGACCAUUGGCACUGACUCCGCCCUGCAUCGCAUCAUCGAGAUAGUGGACGCCAUCACCACCACGGCGCAGAGUCACCAGAGGACCUUUAUUCUGGAAGUUAUGGGACGGCAUUGUGGCUACCUGGCUCUGGUGACGGCUCUGGCCUGUGGAGCCGACUGGGUGUUCAUCCCGGAGAUGCCUCCUGAUGAGGGAUGGGAGGAUCAUCUGUGCAGGAGGCUGACAGAGCAACGAGGCCGUGGCUCUCGGUUGAACAUCAUUAUUGUUGCUGAGGGGGCGAUAGACCGCCACGGUAAACCAAUCACCUGCGACCUGAUCAAGGAGCUGGUAUCAAAGAAGCUCGGCUUUGACACCCGGACCACCAUCCUGGGACAUGUGCAGAGAGGAGGAACGCCCUCCGCUUUCGACCGGAUCCUGGCGAGCAGGAUGGGGGUGGAGGCCGUCAUGGCCCUCCUGGAAGCCACGCCCGACACGCCGGCCUGUGUGGUCAGCUUGUCUGGAAACAUGGCGGUCCGGCUGCCUCUCAUGGAGUGUGUGCAAGUGACUAAGGAUGUCACAACAGCCAUGGCUGAAGGCCGGUUUGAUGAAGCCGUGAAGCUCAGGGGAAAGAGUUUUGAGAAUAACUGGAAUACGUACAAAAUGCUCGCCCACAUCCAUCCACCAGAAACUAAAAGUAACAUCAACAUCGCCAUAUUGAACGUAGGCGCUCCAUGUGCAGGAAUGAACGCUGCCGUCCGAGCAGCGGUCAGGAUCGGGCUCCUCCAGGGACAUCAGAUGCUGGCAGUGCAUGACAGCUUCGAUGGUCUGGCUCAUGGGAUGAUCGAGCCCAUUACUUGGGCGGGGGUGGCAGGAUGGACGGGAAAGGGGGGGUCCAUACUAGGCACUAAAAGAUCUUUGCCACAUGAGUUCAUGGAGGAAAUCAGUCUGAGCAUCACCAAGUUCAACAUCCACGGGAUUGUCAUCAUCGGGGGCUUUGAGGCUUUCCUGGGAGGUCUGGAGAUGGUGCAAGCAAGAGAGAAGUACGAGGAGCUCUGCAUUCCACUCGUGAUUGUUCCUGCCACCGUGUCCAACAACGUCCCGGGAUCCGACUUCAGCAUCGGAGCCGACACCGCCCUCAACAUGAUCACCAUGACGUGUGACAGGAUCAAGCAAUCUGCUGCUGGCACCAAGAGAAGAGUGUUCAUCGUCGAGACCAUGGGAGGGUUCUGUGGUUACCUGGCAACCAUGGCGGGGUUGGCGUCUGGAGCUGAUGCUGCCUACAUUUACGAAGAGCCGUUCAACAUUCAUCACCUUGAGAUGAAUGUAGAACAUCUGGUUGAGAAGAUGAAGACAACAGUGAAGAGAGGACUCAUUCUCAGAAAUGAGAAAUGCAACGCUAACUACACCACCGACUUCAUCUUCAACCUCUAUUCUGAGGAGGGAAAGGGAGUUUUCGACUGCAGGAAGAAUGUUCUUGGACACAUGCAGCAGGGUGGCACUCCAAGUCCUUUUGACAGGAACUUCGGCACAAAGAUGGGAAUCAAGUCUGUCCUCUGGUUGACUGACAAGCUGAAAGAAUGCUACAGACAUGGUCGCAUCUUUGCCAACUCUCAAGACUCCGCCUGUGUGCUGGGUAUGAGGAAGAGAGCUUUGGUGUUCCAGCCUUUGGCAGAACUCAAAGAAGAAACUGACUUUGAACAUCGUAUUCCAAAGAAACAGUGGUGGUUAGGACUGAGGCCCAUCCUGAAGAUCCUGGCAAAGUACAAGAUCAACCUGGAUAUUUCUCACAAAGCAGCGAUGGAACACGUCAUCAAAAGGAGAGGCUUAGUCCCUCAAUAGCCUUCAUAUGAAUAUAUGGAAAACUACUAGAACUCAGUUCUAACACCAGUGCAAUACAAAUCAAAGUUACUCAAUAAAACCUUUCAGAUCACAUGAGAAAGUGAUCAUUGUUGCACUUUACUGCAAGAAAAACGAAAGAUGUCACAGUUUAUUAAAGUUCUUCCAAAACACUUUUGGGACACUUAACAGUGUGCUUUAAACAAACUCAAAGAAUAAAAGCAAUAAAACAAAUAUAAAUGGAGUUUA
Oryzias melastigma (Indian medaka) is the source of this 2696-nucleotide messenger RNA. RefSeq names its product phosphofructokinase, muscle b (gene pfkmb). Lineage: Eukaryota; Metazoa; Chordata; Actinopteri; Beloniformes; Adrianichthyidae. Gene Ontology annotation, cellular component: 6-phosphofructokinase complex; membrane; cytoplasm. Gene Ontology annotation, biological process: fructose 1,6-bisphosphate metabolic process; fructose 6-phosphate metabolic process; canonical glycolysis. The record is from RefSeq and is a predicted model, not a curated record. The transcript has 22 exons. The coding region runs from base 114 to 2450 and encodes 778 amino acids. Gene Ontology annotation, molecular function: 6-phosphofructokinase activity; identical protein binding; fructose-6-phosphate binding.